AUGAAUCCGGUUGUGAGACUUGUGAGGAAAUUUUCCUCCACCCCGAAGAGCAUCAACGAGCAGGAUAUCACCAUUUUGAAGAGAAAGCUACGAUGCAAAUUUAAAAGUGUCGGUAUGCUGGAGCUGGACACGCUCAUAAACAAUUACUUAAACACUAACAUAAAUAGCAUGAACAAGGAGAAAGCAAAGCUUCUAUAUAAUCUGAUGGAUAUUGACACAACAAAUUUGUUGAAACUUUUUUAUUUUUAUUCGAACAAGGAAAAUCAGAAGGUCGAAAAACUAGCGCAAUAUUUGAAGAACGUAAACGAGGAGGAAAUAAAAGACACGUUCAAGUUACUUAUAGACAUUUUGCAUAAUAACGAAAAGCUUGUCAGUUCAUGA
Messenger RNA from Plasmodium knowlesi strain H, 381 nucleotides. Its product is annotated as conserved Plasmodium protein, unknown function. The transcript has 2 exons. The coding region runs from base 1 to 381 and encodes 126 amino acids. NCBI's taxonomy places the organism in Eukaryota, Apicomplexa, Aconoidasida, Haemosporida, Plasmodiidae. The record is from RefSeq and is a predicted model, not a curated record.